Messenger RNA from Staurois parvus, 394 nucleotides. NCBI's taxonomy places the organism in Eukaryota, Metazoa, Chordata, Amphibia, Anura, Ranidae. The record is from the annotation of a GenBank genome assembly.
AUGCAGACUGCUUCUACAAACAUUUGUGAAAGAAUGGCAAUAUGUCCAUCUGUGACAUUUCCUUGCUACUAAAUAUUCCACGGUCAAUUGUUAGCAGUAUUAUAACAAAGUGGAGCAACUGGAAAUAACAGCAACUCAGCCACAAAGUGGUAGGCCACGUAAAAUGACAGAGCGGGGUCAGUGCAUAAGUUACCAACUGAAUGCAGAGUCAAUAGCUAAAGACCUCCAAACUUCAUGUGGCUUUCAGAUUAGCACAACAACAGUGCAUAGAGAGCUACAUGGAAUGGGUUUCCAUGGCCAAGCAGCUGCAUCCAAGCCUUACAUAACCAAGUGCAAUGCAAAGCACUGGAUGCAGUGGUGUAAAGCAUACCGCCACUGGACUCUAGAGCAGUGG